AACUUAUAAACAUAAUUUUAUCACUAAACCUUAACUCUUAUACAGAAUUCUUUUGUCUAAAAAACGGAAUUAUUAUUAGGUUAGUGUGAGUCCGUGAUAAUUGAGUUGUUGUAAUAUUAUAGGUUUUUCCGUGCUUACGUUUUUAUUAAUCUUUAAAUUUAAAUUUAAAAAUUUAAAAAUUUUAAUAAUGAAUAACAUUGCGACGCAGAGAAUCAAAAGGGAAUUUAAAGAAGUCAUUAAGAGCGAAGAGCUUGCUAAAUGUUCAAUCAAAGUGGACUUAAUUGGUGAUAGCUAUACUGAAUUAAAAGGUGAAAUUGCUGGCCCACCUGAUACACCAUAUGAAGGGGGUACAUUCUUUUUGGAAAUUAAAGUGCCAGAAACGUAUCCUUUCAAUCCACCUAAAGUACGAUUCAUGACUAAAAUAUGGCAUCCAAAUAUUUCAUCCGUCACUGGAGCUAUCUGUUUAGACAUUUUAAAAGAUCAAUGGGCUGCAGCUAUGACUUUACGCACAGUACUGUUGUCUCUGCAGGCACUUAUGGCAGCUGCUGAACCAGACGAUCCACAAGAUGCUGUUGUUGCUAAACAAUAUAAAGAGUAUCCAGAAAUAUUUGCUAAAACAGCUAGCCACUGGACUAAUGUUUAUGCUGGAGGUCCAAAUAAAAAUUCAGAAUUUGACACAAAAAUUCAGCGUCUCAUAGAUAUGGGAAUAGAACGUGAUCAAGCACGCGGAGCAUUAUCUACUUACAACUGGGAUUUGGAACGAGCUACAGAACAACUUUUUAGUUAGGAUGGACUAAUUGUUUUGGGUUAUGAUUAAAACUAUAAAUUUAUCAUUAAAUCAAUGUAAAAUAUUGAACAUUAUAAUGAGUUUUUCUAAACACUGUGUUAUUUAAAAUUUUGUUUUACACAAUUCUGAAUGCAAAGUAAUGUUAAUAGUAUAUUUUUCAAUUAAUUAUUUUUAUUUAUUUUAUAGUUAAGAUGAGGAAAACCUCACUUCAUUGUUUCAUUUUUAUUGUAUGUUUAUUUAUAUGUUUAUAUAUUCUAUACAUAUAUAUUUAUUUAAUAUAAUAUAUGUAUAGGUAUUAUCACAUAUUAGGAAUAAAGACAUUUUUAAAGUCAUAAAUAAUACUAAAAAUAAAUAUCAUUAAUUAUUAUUGAUUUUUUUAAAUAUAUGUUUGAUAUUAUGUCUUA
Molecule: messenger RNA, 1191 nt
Organism: Acyrthosiphon pisum (pea aphid)
Lineage: Eukaryota; Metazoa; Arthropoda; Insecta; Hemiptera; Aphididae
Gene: Ubc4
Product: ubiquitin conjugating enzyme 4
Molecular function (GO): protein binding
Source: RefSeq, marked provisional